Messenger RNA from Gracilinanus agilis (Agile Gracile Mouse Opossum), 498 nucleotides. Its product is annotated as PDZ domain-containing protein GIPC2-like. Lineage: Eukaryota; Metazoa; Chordata; Mammalia; Didelphimorphia; Didelphidae. Gene Ontology annotation, molecular function: protein binding. The transcript is spliced from 3 exons. The annotation marks the transcript as partial. The record is from RefSeq and is a predicted model, not a curated record.
AUCUUGUAUUGCACCCUGAGCACCCCCAAGGUCGAUAUGGAGAGCCUCUUGGGAGCCCACAUCGGCCUUGAAGAUUUCAUCUUUGCCCACGUCAAGGGCAUUCAGAAGGAAGUGACCGUCUACAAGUCGGAGGACGCCCUCGGCCUCACCAUCACAGACAACGGCGUGGGCUGCGCCUUCAUCAAGAGGAUCCAGGCGGGCAGCCUGAUGGACGGGGUGAGGACGGUGAGCGUGGGCGACCACAUCGAGGAGAUCAACGGGCAGAACAUCGUGGGCUGGCGGCACUACGACGUGGCCCGGACGCUCAAGGAGCUCAAGAAGGAGCAGCCCUUCUCGCUCAAGCUCGUGGAGCCCAAGAAGGCCUUCGGGCCAUCUUCUGGGGGCGCCUCACCAGCCCCCGCCUUGGUCUGCGGCCCCAGCUGCGAGGACUCUCCUGGGGAGGCCCUGACGGCCACCCCCUACAUCCAGGCAGCCCGGGAGGCUGGGGGGCGCCUGUGA